Cotesia congregata is the source of this 1107-nucleotide messenger RNA. The record is from the annotation of a GenBank genome assembly. Lineage: Eukaryota; Metazoa; Arthropoda; Insecta; Hymenoptera; Braconidae.
AUGACAAGCUCGGCGUAUUAUCCAAACACUGAAAGUGGAUAUUGGCCUUAUCAUCCAUUUGAUGAUGCAUCAAGUGCCGAAGCAGCACAUUCUAUGACACCAUGCCAGCAAGUCCCGCAACUAUAUCCGAGCCAACAACAAAAUUCAUUAAAUUUUGGUAUUAAUAAUAAUAUCUCUUCAAAUGUAGCUCCACGUCCAAGUCUUCUGGAAACUAUUCUAAAGCAUGGAAAAGAAGCAGUUACUGGAAUAUACCCACAUUUAGGUAGUAAACCAAAUCACGGAUUACAUUCAAGUGCAUAUACGCCAAAUACAACUUCUCCAUACAAUUCUUCAUCUUGUUCGGAUCGAAGUUCUCCAACAAAAAUUAUUAAUUCAGAUACUUCAUCACAAGAAAAGUUCCCAUUAUCUCAAGACUUAGUGAAAACUGAAGAAAAGUUCAAAAACUGUAAUUAUCCGAGUCUAGUGAGAGAUACGGAAAAUUUUAAAACUAAUACUGAUUAUGAUUCCGAUGAAGAUAAUAAAUAUGAAGACUCGGAUAUUGCACACUCUCCUGAAGAUAGUAAAUUACUGUUUAAUCAACAAGUUGAUUAUCCUUGGAUGAAGUCGAGUUAUACCGAUACUAAUUCAAUGGGCCAAAAGCGUACAAGACAAACAUAUACCCGCUUUCAAACUUUGGAAUUGGAAAAGGAAUUCCACUAUAAUAAAUAUUUAACAAGGCGAAGAAGAAAUGAGAUUGCAAACACAUUAUGUCUCACAGAAAGGCAAAUCAAAAUUUGGUUUCAAAAUAGAAGAAUGAAGGCCAAAAAAGAUUGCAAAACUGGAUUCAAUCUUGAUUCAGGCUACAGUGAAGAAAUCCCGCCUUUAAAACAAUGCGAACCAGAGAAACUUCCAGCUAUCCCAUCGAUUAACACUACACCUCCGAUAUUUCAUAACGUGACGCAAAACCAUAACGGCAAUUCAGGACCACAACCCUCUAUCAACAUUCAUCAGCAUCAAUUACAAGGAUCUUAUCUUAGCUAUCACCAAUAUCAGCAAGAGCAUCCAUAUCCAAGUCAGGAACAUUUUUCUUAUCGUGGCGUGGAUUCCUAUUCAGAGAAGCUCAGUUGA